Messenger RNA from Centruroides sculpturatus (bark scorpion), 1283 nucleotides. RefSeq names its product crossover junction endonuclease EME1-like (gene mms4). NCBI's taxonomy places the organism in Eukaryota, Metazoa, Arthropoda, Arachnida, Scorpiones, Buthidae. Gene Ontology annotation, cellular component: Holliday junction resolvase complex; nucleus. The record is from RefSeq and is a predicted model, not a curated record. Bases 40 to 1266 code for a protein of 408 amino acids. The transcript has 10 exons. Gene Ontology annotation, biological process: mitotic intra-S DNA damage checkpoint signaling; replication fork processing; resolution of meiotic recombination intermediates.
GUUUCUUGUAUAACAUUGGAUGAUGAUGAAAUUUCUGAAAUGGAUACAUCUUUGAUAAAGCCUAAAGAGAAGAAUAAUUUUGAAACUCAUAUUGCAAAUGAAGAUUUUAAAAAUGAAGAAAAAAAGGAUAAGCAAAGCGAUAGUGAAAGUGAUAGUGAUAUGUCUUUACCAGCCAUUGAGUGUGAAAUUCAGUUAAGUUCAAAAGCAGAGAAGGUAUGUUAUGAUACUUCUGAAAAUGAAAAUGAUGAUAUGAAUGUAAUAUGUAAGAAUUUGCAAAAAGGUUCUAAAACACAACAGAAAAAAUUUGAAAAAGAACAACAAAAACUUUUAAAAGAAAUUGAAAAAGAAAUAAGAUCCUAUUCUAAACCAGAUAUGGCUUUAAAGAUUGUAUCUAUGGAAAUAGAUAAUGAAAUUGAAGGAUUAUCAAAUGUUAGUGAGUUAUGGUCAGUAUUACAAGAAUCUGGAAUCAAGUAUAAAGUGGAAGAUAAUGCAAUAAAAUCCAGUAUUCUUUGGUUCAGAGACGUUAUUGGCCAUAAAAUUUCAGCAGAAGGAAAGGUAAAUCGAACUGUGGAAAGAGUACCCGAGGAGCAUUUGUUGAUAGUAUUUCCAACAUCUCAGUUUAUUGAUAUGGUUGCAGAAAUGAAACAGCCAUCAAAUGUUAAUAUGAAUAGUUUAAUUUCAUUAACAACUUAUUAUGAAACUAUAUAUCCUGAGAAGAAAAUAACUUAUGUUGCUAUUGGAAUAGAAAAAUAUUUCAGGGAAUUGAAGAAUAAACAAAACAGAAAUUUUAGAGCUCAAAUAAGAGGUGAUAAAUAUCAACCUAUCCCACAAAAACUUUCAUUUUCUGAUAUUGGAGAGGCUGUGGUAUGUCUGCAGAUCCAGAAAAAUAUUACUCUUCAUUUGAUUGAUUCAGUUAAUGAGCUUGGGUUCUUUUUAGUUUCAUUUAGCAAAGCAAUAGCAGAAACUCCUUAUAAAAGAGAAAGGCAGAAUAAGUUUUCUUGGUAUGCAGAAGGUGAUACAAACAAAUCUGUGAAAGUAGUCGAUGAUGCAUCAUUAUCAAAACUUUGGAAACAACAGAUCGAACAGUUUGCAUUAGUAAGCAAAGACGUUUCGGAAGCAAUUGUUGUUAAGUAUCCAACUCCUCAAACACUGAUACAGGCAUAUAAAGAAUGCAGUACGAGAAAAGAAGCAGAAAAUCUUUUGAAGAACAUUCAGGUUAGUUAUCAGCAUUCAGAAUUGUUCUUUAAUAGUUUUAAGAACCUCUAAAAUAUUUUUAUCAGUUA